Molecule: messenger RNA, 3600 nt
Organism: Orycteropus afer afer
Lineage: Eukaryota; Metazoa; Chordata; Mammalia; Tubulidentata; Orycteropodidae
Source: RefSeq, a predicted model, not a curated record
AUCACCCGGCGCCGGGCCCUCCCUCCCUCCUCCCCCCUUUUCUCCUCCUUCCUUCCUUUCCUCCCUUCCUCCCUCCCUCCCUCCCAGCUCCUGCACCAGGAAACGGCCCGGAUCCCCGGCAGAGGCCUGACCCGGCUCCAAGCUGGCCAGGAGGAUGAAAGGCCCCAGCUGGGGGCUUCUUGCCACCAGUGCUGGGUCCUAAGAGCUGCCAUCCAGGCUGGCCGCCCGCAUGGCGACCCCAGCCUCAGCCCCAGACACACGGGCUCUGGUGGCAGACUUUGUAGGCUACAAGCUGAGGCAGAAAGGUUAUGUUUGUGGAGCUGGCCCUGGGGAGGGCCCAGCAGCUGACCCGCUGCACCAAGCUAUGCGGGCAGCUGGAGAUGAGUUCGAGACCCGCUUCCGGCGCACCUUUUCUGAUCUGGCAGCCCAGUUGCAUGUAACCCCUGGCUCAGCCCAGCAACGCUUCACCCAGGUUUCUGAUGAACUUUUCCAAGGGGGCCCCAAUUGGGGCCGCCUUGUGGCCUUCUUUGUCUUUGGGGCUGCCUUGUGUGCUGAGAGUGUCAACAAGGAGAUGGAGCCACUGGUGGGACAAGUGCAGGAGUGGAUGGUAGUCUACCUGGAGACUCGGCUGGCUGACUGGAUCCACAGCAGUGGGGGCUGGGCGGAGUUCACAGCUCUAUACGGGGACGGGGCCCUGGAGGAGGCGCGGCGUCUGCGGGAGGGGAACUGGGCAUCAGUGAGGACAGUGCUGACAGGGGCCGUGGCACUGGGGGCCCUGGUAACUGUAGGGGCCUUUUUUGCUAGCAAGUGAGAAAGUGAAGGGCCAGGUGGGACUAGGUAUUGCUGGGAGACCGGAGAGCAGGAACAAACCAGAGAAAUGCCCUUGGAAGAAGUGGGGUCAACAGAUGGGCAAGCAGUGGGGCAGGCAGGGAAAGAGUAGGGUGUGAGGGAGCUGAGUGUGUCAGGCAGGUGGAUGGAAGGGUGAGCUGGAAAUGUUGGGGAAUGUAUUGGGAAGAUCAGGAGCCCAGGAGGUGGAGUCAUUCCAGGGAUGGGGGGUGGUGGGAGGGAUGAUGACGAUAGGUGACAGGCACACAACAGUAUACCUGGAGCUUGGUUUGCAGCCCUGAGGAAGGGGAGCUUGCAUAAGGGGUUGGAUCUGCAUUGGAUGAGUGGGAUUUGGGGAGAACACACAAGGCACAUCCUUUCAGAUGGAAGCUUGGAGUUCUCAGGUGAUAGAAGUGGCUGUGACAGCGGGCUGCUUGGACAUGCGUGUGCAUGUGCACGCGUGCUCUUGUGCAUGCUGGGCUGCUUGUCUAACCUGGUGGUGGUGGGAUUCUUCACGGAGAAAACAUUCCUUCUUGCAGUGGCAAGAACAAAGGGCAAUUCUCUGCAGCUCCUCCAGCCCCCUCCUUCCUCUCUGUGUGUCCUGAUGCCUCAAGGCUGAGGGAGAAACACUGUAUCCAGACAGAGGCCUUUGGGCACUUCUCUGCAAAAAGUAGUUAGCAGGACUUUGGAGAAAAGAGCAGUUCUGCAGCUGGCCUUGUUCCUUCCUCACCUCCUUCCUGUGUAUCAAGCACUUGCUGCUGCCUCCUAGGCUCUGACAGAAAAGUCAGGGCUACGGAGCUUAGGUGGGUGGAGGCCUCAGGAGCUAGACCUGCCUGCUGCCCUCCUCUCCUACUGAGGCACAAUGGUGCCUAGAAGUGUUCCCUAUCUCUGGGACCUCUGUACCCAAACUAAAACUAAAUUGGAGCUCUAACUAAUUUUCCUUGACUAUGUGGACAUAAAUGCUGAUCUAGAAUACAGUCUAGGUCCUGCACUGUGUCUCAGUGAGACUGAGAGUUGAUGCCUUGAGGGGAACAUUUCCAGCUCUGAACCCCACAGGUGUGAGGGUAAUGUGUACUCUGUGACUGGCCGAUUCUGUGUCGUGGGCUUUGGUGCUGCUUUAUUAGGGGCCAGGUAUAUGGGUUCUAGAGUACCUAACAUGACCUAGAAGCAUUUACAUUUUCUCUGAAGCCACGCUGUUUGCAUGAGUGUUACUUGUCUGUACCUCACAGUCUAGGGAUGUUAACUUUAGAGCUCACAGUCAUCUAGAACAGAUUCAGAUUAUAGCUUUUUCUUUUAAAGAAGAAAUUAUUCACUCCAGAUGCAUGCCCUGAGCCAGACCUCACUGCUGCACUUUCCAAGGUGCUAAAAUUGCUGCUCUCCAAUGCUGACUUCAGAUGCACAGUGCUCUAGAACCCUGCCCUUGGUCUUGAGCACUGAUCAGCUUAACUAGAACAUGGUUGGCUCUUCUUGGAGGAGAUUUUCACUUGGUCCCAGAAUGUGGCAACAUAGUUAUGCUCGCUAGACUGUAGGACCAAAAUUGGCCUCAGGUGUUUAGUCCAGACUUUUGCUUUUGAGAGAGGGCUGCACUUUCUAAUGGUAUUUAUAGGGGAGGUGGUAGACUGCAUGCGCCACUUGGUCUGUCGUGAGUAUGCUGAUACCAGAAACUCAGAGCUGGUCUGUGGCAGGCAGUUGGGGUGGGGGGGGUCUCUGACUUGCUCAGGACAAACUAGGCCAGUGGUUCUCCAACUGCUUGGCAGGGCCCCAAAAUUUCCUAGGGAUUACCUCAGGAGUCCUUGGGGAGAUAGGGUGGGGGCUGAGCAGGCUGGGCUACCUUGCCCUCAAACAGAACAGCUCCCCUUAUAGUUGUCUUACAUAUCGGGGUUCAGGGUAAGAUUUUAUUUGAAUUAAGGGUUUUGCUGCUGAAAAAAAGUUGGAAAACCACUGACUAGACCAUCAGCUUCAAAUUGGAGCCUCUGCUCCCUCAGGUUUGGGGCAGACUCUUCACCCUACCCUCUACCACAGGAUGCCUAUCCCUGUUAGCUCUCCUGUGGGCCUUUGGCAACAGGGGCAGCAGGGACCAUGGUCAAGUUACCAAAAUGUUCUGCUCUGGGCCUUCACACCUGGGUGGACGGAGAGGCUGUUUUCUGAAAAGGGUAAAGGGCUUGAUCUGGAUUCCUAGAAACAUAGCUUGGAUGGGACCACAGUGGGCAGUUUUGGCCUGUCCUGCCCUUCUUAACUUGAAGGGCAAUGGAAACCCCAGAGACUCUUCUGUCAGGGAAAACUAGGGACUCUUCUAGAGCCAUAUAGUUCCUUGGGAUUAGCUCUUGGCCAAGAAGGCUGAGUAUGGCUCCCAAUUUUUAAAUCCAUUUCAUUUUUUAAAAAAUAAAGGAAAUAAUGUAAUUGCCAUUUUUCAAAGAUUAAAUAGGUGGAGAGGGUGUUUCUUGCUCUCCAGAACCCAAAGGGACAAAUAGGGACUUUGCUUUGGCCAAGGAAGGAGCAGAAGUAGGGCAAAUAGGUCCUGCGGUUAUUAAUCCCACUCCCCACUUUAUUUUAGGGCAUAUGCUAUUUACUUUUUUAAAUCAUAAAAUGGCAGGAGAACAGAUUUGGUUAGUUUAGAAGAGAAGUAAAAAGCUCUAUAAAUAUAAAUAUAUAUUCCUGUAUUUUUAUUUAAUAAUUUAUAAAUACUAAGUUCAUUUGACUUUUAUUUUUGUGUAAUAUGUAAUGGUCGUAUUAAAAAAAAUAAAUAAAGCCCAGAAGUUUAAUGAGAAGGACUGA